AUGGUUUGGUAUCAGCAGCAACAUUAUUCAUCGUACGAUUGUAUGCAACAAAUGAUAACACCAUCGUCGACAUUUCAUUAUGAAAAUAUUCAAAAUGAAUAUCUACAUCAUACGAUGAAUACAAUGCAACGACGAUGGCCGAAUUGUAUUGAUGAUAGAAAAGCAAAAUCUCGCGUGGCUGCUAAACAUCGUCGUAGUGCUGAAAAUAAAGAAUUUACUGAUUUAUCCAAACUAUUACCAUUACAACAGCAAAUAGCAGCACAACUAGACAAAGCAUCAAUUAUAAGACUGACAAUUAGUUAUUUAAGAUUACAUUCAUUUUGCCAAAAAGGUGAUCCACCUUGGCCGUCAACAGCAACAGAUACUAAUUAUUCAUUAAUUUCAUCAAGAAAACGUAUUUUAAGUGUAUUGGGUACCGAUGAAGGAUGUCAAUUAUUACAGUCAUUGGAUGGUUUUAUGUUUAUUUUGGCUGCUGAUGGAAGAAUACUAUACAUAUCUGAAUCUGUUUCCAGUAGUCUCGGUUUAUCUAUGGUUGAAAUGACUGGAAAUCUUGUGUUUAAUUACGUACACGAAGAUGACAAAAAAGUGUUUGCGGAUAACUUGGGUUUUGAAGUUUUACCUCCAGACUCACCCAUCGCAAAUGUUGAAUCAGAUGAUCAAGAAUCAAUUGGAGUUUUAGCAGAACAAUAUCCAAAAAUGCAAGCCUCUGGAGAUAAAAAAUUUCUGAAAAAGUCAUUUUGUAUACGAAUGAAAUCCAAUUUAACCAAACGUGCACCAAACAUGAAAACAGCUGGAUAUCGAUCCGUACAAAUUGUUGGUGAAUAUCGAUGGCUUCAUCCAAGUUAUCGAAAAUCCGAUAUCACUGAUACAAAUCAUAUCAUUGGUUUUGUUGGUGCUGCUUUGAUACCUUGUUUAAGUCCAUCAUUAAAUGAAUUUACAAUUCCCGAACAUCAACAUGUGAUAAAAUUGAGUCAUACAAUGCAUAUUAUGCAUAUUGAUGAAAAGCUACAAAGAAUUUUAAACUGGGAUAUUACAUCACAAUAUCAUCAUCUCUCGUUUUAUUUAUAUGUACAUCAAAAUGAUUUGUUAACAUUGACUAACGCUAAUAGAGAAUUGUUAACUCGUCAACAAUUAGUUUUAAAUUUAAUUCGUCUUCAAACAAAUAUUAUGGGCCAUGGGAACUAUAAAAAUCAUAUCGUUGGUCAACAGUGGAUAUGGUGUGAUAUUUUAGCAACAUUAAUGACAACGAAAACGACAGAUGAAAAUUUCAUUAUUUUGGUAAUAGAAAUACUUGGACUUGAUGAAGGCCUGACGAUACAACCAGUUGACGAAUCAGCAGAGAACGACUAUGUGAAACGUAUUUGUCGAUCUACAUCAUCAACGUCUAUUGAUUCUGAAAAUACACGAUUAUCAUCCAGUUUUGGUAAUCAGAAGCCCAUGGUCGAACAUAUAUCGUCAAAUAACUAUGAUACAACUUAUCUACCGUCAUCAUCUGCAAACAGUUCAUAUUUUCCUAACCCAAUCACUCGUCAUACGUCAACGUCGAGUUCAAAUUCGAGUUCACCACCGGUGCCAACACUGUCUUUGUCUCAAAAUGAUUUACAAUUACCAUUACCAGUAACGAUAAAACAAACACGUCCAUCAGUAAUCACUAAACGUAGUGCUAAUCGUCAUUCAUCUCUCAUCAAUGAGCUAAGACCGUAUCACAAGCAACAGUAUGAAAAUGACAUUAUGCACAGUAAUUAUUUUCUUGAAGCAAAUAAUUCGAGUUAUUUUCCGUCGAACGACUUUCAUCAGCAACAACAUUAUCGUCAUCAUUGUCAAUAUGAAUUAUCACAUGAUCAACUAUGGUACAAUGGCAAUAGCGUGGGACAUGAUCAGUAUAAUAAUAUAUAUUCGCAGAAUGAACAACAACAACUAAAUUACACAUUCGAUUAUAUGAACUCAUAA
Didymodactylos carnosus is the source of this 1950-nucleotide messenger RNA. NCBI's taxonomy places the organism in Eukaryota, Metazoa, Rotifera, Eurotatoria, Philodinida, Philodinidae. The record is from the annotation of a GenBank genome assembly.